This is a messenger RNA of Gastrolobium bilobum, 1734 nucleotides long. RefSeq lists its product as uncharacterized. The transcript is spliced from 9 exons. The coding region runs from base 1 to 1734 and encodes 577 amino acids. The record is from RefSeq and is a predicted model, not a curated record. Lineage: Eukaryota; Viridiplantae; Streptophyta; Magnoliopsida; Fabales; Fabaceae.
AUGGAAAAUCGAGGGAGUGCCGAGAAAACCGUGAAAAAUGGGCGUAAAUCCCAUCGAGAAAGGAAAAUGGCUUUGAUACAAGAUGUUGAUAAGUUGAAGAGGAAGCUCAGACAUGAAGAGAAUGUUCACAGAGCGUUAGAAAGAGCAUUUAGGAGACCUUUGGGGGCUCUUCCUCGUCUUCCUCCUUAUCUCCCUCCACAUACAUUAGAGCUUGUGGCUGAAGUAGCAGUGUUGGAGGAGGAGGUGGUUCGACUAGAAGAGCAGGUUGUGAAUUUCAGACAAUGUCUAUAUCAGGAAGCUGUGUACAUUUCCUCCAAGAGGAAUGCAGAAAAUAUGAACGACCCAAUUGACCAAAACUCUAUCAGGAGCUCCAAACAUCGAAGGUCAAAAUCUUUGUCCCAAAGUGAGGUUAAUUCAACUACCAUGGCCAAGCCUCAGCUUUCUCUUGCAAGAAAUGCUUCAAGUAGAAAGCUGUUCUCCUCUGACAUUGUCACUGAUCACACUGGUAAGCUAGUCAACGGGAAACAAGAUUUGUUAUCAUCAAUCACAGAAGAGGGACAGGGAAAAGAAAGUCCAUUGUUUUGUAACACUCUGAAGGAUAAGCAAUCUGCAGAUAAGAAAACGGUCAAAGUCAUUACUCCAGUAAAGAAAUCUCCAAUCAAACAAGAAUCAGCUGACAAGUGUGUAGAUCACUUGAAGUUGCAGCUGGAGUGGAGAUUAGUAGAUCUGGAAAGAGCACAUUGUUUCUCAAGUUCAUCAGAUGAUAAGGCAUCAGAAGUUGAUAGCACACCCAACAAAGUUUCAGAGGAUAUCGUCAAGUGCUUGUGUAGCAUAUUUGUGAGAAUUGGCACAUUCAAGGACAGAAUAGGUGAAUCAAAAACGCCUUCCCAUUCUACAACUGCUUUCAGCCCAUGCAGCAAGGAAAAGGAUAAGUUGUGUGAUCCAUAUGGUAUCUGUUCAGAAUCCAAAACGACAGAUAUUGGUGCAUAUAGUAAACUGUGUGAGAUUAAAGCCUCAACUGUUGAUCUCAACCGAAAAAGAAAUGCAGUGUUUCUGAUCCAUAGAUUAAAGUUCCUACUUGGAAAGCUUGCCUCUGUGAACUUGAAGGGUCUUAAUCAUCAAGAGAAACUUGCAUUUUGGAUAAACACUUACAAUUCCUGCAUGCUGAAUGCAUAUUUAGAGCAUGGUAUACCUGAAAGUCCUGAAAUGGUUGUAGCACUAAUGCAGAAGGCAAAAAUAGUAGUGGGGGGCCAGUUGCUCAAUGCAAUUACAAUAGAGCACUUCAUCUUGAGAUUUCCUUAUUACCUGAAGUUUACCUUCCCAAAAUCUGCAAAAAAUGAUGAGAUCAAAGCACGAACCAUAUUUGGGUUGGAAUGGUCUGAGCCCAUGGUUACAUUUGCACUUUCAUGUGGAAGCUGGUCUUCACCUGCGGUAAGGGUGUACACCGCAUCACAAGUUGAUGAUGAGUUAGAAGCAGCAAAAAGAGAUUAUUUACAAGCAGCAGUUGGCAUUACAAAAAGAAACAAGUUGGUAAUCCCAAAGUUACUGGACUGGUAUUUACUUGACUUUGCCAAGGACUUGGAAUCUUUGUUGGAUUGGGUCAGCCUCCAACUACCCGUUGAACUCAGAAAGGAAGCAGUUGAAUGCCUUGAAAGAAGGGGAAAACACCCUCUCUCACAGCUUGUACAAAUGAUGCCUUAUGACUUCAGUUUUAGGUUGCUUUUGCACCAAUAA